GCUAUAAACUUCUUGAGUGACAUUAGUUAUUCAUGCUUCAGUGCUACUUCAUGACUGUAUAUUAUAUAAUGAAUCAAAGCUUACUGGAUACACCAAAUAAUAUAGAACUAAAAUAGCAACAUAUACUGAAUUAAAUUUUCAAACAAAUAUUAUAAAAAUCAAGUUUAUUAUUUAUUUAAGCAAACAAAAUUCUUAAAGAAGCAAACAUAAUAGUUAAUCUAAAAUGUAAUACAAUUUUUCAACAGCGCGUGUCGAACGUUCUAAUUGAAUCCGUAAAUAUUAAACCAGACGGUCUAUUAAUUAGUAAAACAAUAUUAGAUAAUUUAGAAGGUGUUAUAAACGUAGUCACUUUAGAAAAUCUAGAUUUUCAUUUUAUUUCUUAAUAUUUAUAUAAUUUUAUACAUACAUACUAGUGGUUCUAACAAUGGGUAUCAUAACAUACUGACUCUCCUGCGAAAUAUGUUGAAAAUUAAAUAUUUGAACCACAUGAAAUUACAUGUUAUAUUACAUUAAUAUUAUAAUUGGCUCGACCAAUUUCAAUGAAAUUUGCUUAUAUGAAAAUAAAAUGGCCGAAAUCGGUCCAUAAGUUUUCUAGGUUCCAUAUAUCGAACAUGAGGACAUAAUUGCUUACAAUAAUUUUUUUUACCGAAAAUAGAUAUUUUGAAGAAAUUUAGAGGGUAUAUUUUUCUUCUAAUAAUAUAUCUCCGUGCGAAAAAUGAGUGAAAUCGGGUCAUAACUUCACCUAGCACCUAAAUACCUAAUAUUAGGGUUUUCAAACAUAAACAAAUUUCGAGAGUAUAAAAUGUUCGGUUACACCCGAACUUAGGCCCUUCAUUACUUGUUAAUAUUAGGUUUAUGCCGAACUUAGCCCUUCCUUAUUUGUUUAAUUAUUUUCUUAUAUAUGUAAAUAUUUAAUUGUUUAUUCAUUGACAAAUAAUUCUCACUGUGCAUAAUUUACGCAUUCAAGAAAAAUAUGUUUAGCAUACCUUUAGGCGUAAAUUAAUUCAUAUAAUACUUACGACUUAAAUAUUGACAGCGUAGUGGUGACAACCCAAGAAACAAGGAAAAGGCGUCACGCUCUACAAGCUUUAACGUUUAACAGACACUUUUAUACAUUAUUUUGGGGAAGUAUUAUAUUCACCGGGAAGUAUUUAAGCACUGAAGAGAACUCUUUGGCUUCAUUGUUGCAAAUAUUAAGACAUGAAAAUGUCAGUGCAUAGCAUAAAAACCACGACAAUAAAAAAUUCAGAAACCAUAGAGCCAAGUUAUUAUUUUGUAAUUUUUGACGAUUACUUACAACCCAAAAAACAACAAAAUUUUAAUAAACAUGAAAAGGAGCUAUUGAGAUUUAAUGGAAAGCAUACCAAGGAAAUGACGCUGAACCGUAGUAUAGGUGAAAAGUGGCGACUAAUGUUCAAGAAAUUUACCCAGCAACGAGCAGUGAAAGUGAAACCGUUGAAUAAUCUAAAUGAAACAAAUGUGCCUAAACCGAAGUGCAGCUUUCAAAUCUAUUGUGAAAUAGCAAGUCUACACGGUUUCAUUUAUUUAGUGAGUACUUCAAGGUGGCAACGCUUGUUUUGGUAUUUUAUUUUGUGCCUUAUGCUGUAUUUAUCCAUUACUACGUUGUGGAAUUCGUUGAGUUUAAAUGCCGAUAAUCCCACGAUUUUAUAUGUGGGGUCAAAAACAGGCAUAAUGUGGGGUCGCUCAUUUCCAACGAUUACGCUUUGCAAUAUGAAUCGCAUCUCGAAAAAGAAACUCAACGAUUUGCUAAUAAAGGAUUUCAGUGCCGAAAGCGCCAACCGAAUUCGUCCCUUUAUUCCAUACCUUCUAUACGGCUCACUACCGGUAAAUGCAACGUCUGCCUCCUACCGUUAUUUGCAUACGAUUCUAAGUAGUAAAAAUUAUACGCACAAAGAGUUUUUACAAACAAUCUCACCCGACUGUGAGAGUCAAUUGUUACGUUGUAAAAUACAUGGUCAGAUACAACCCUGCAACGCACUCUUUCGCCGCGUGGAAACACAGAAUGGCUUUUGUUGUGCCUUUAACUUUGAUGACGUCAUUAAUGGAAAUCAAACAGCGGAAGAAUUAAAUAUACACAACAAUCGUUUUGGCUAUAAGUGGGGUCUGACCGUGCUGCUCGAUCCACAGGUGGAGGAUUACUAUGCGUCUCGAAAUAAAUUUGCCGGAUAUCAAAUAUACUCACGUUCUGCAUCCGAUUUCAUCAGCAUUAAUCAGCCAAAUGAAAUCGUAUUUCCAAGGAGAGAGAUUUAUGUUCAUAUUACACCUUUGAUCACUGAAGUUGCGACCGCUGUGAAGUGGCAUGAUCUACACUUGCGACGUUGCUAUUUGCCGAAGGAACGUAAAUUGCUCGCUUUUGACGAUUAUUCACAACAAAAUUGUUUUGCGGAAUGCCGCAGUCGAAGAAUGGUGAAGAUCUGCGGUUGUGUGCCUCCAUUAUGGCCUCGUGCCCACAAUUGGACCGUUUGCACCUUGAUGCAGGCGAGCUGUGUGAUGUCUCAAAUUGAUUCUGUUAUGAGAACAAUUCACCCUAGCGGUAAGGAUUAUAAACUGAAUCAGAAGGCUGAAAGAUACAUUUGUAAGUGUUACCCGAAAUGUGAGUCUUUGAUAUAUAAAACUGACUACGGUAAUACAAUCUUGGACAGAAACUAUUCGAUAAGUGAUCUAGAAUUCUACCGCGAUAUUGAGUUGAAAAAUCAUUUGGUGGUUCAUGCCUUCUACGCCGAAAUGUGUAAUGACUACAUGCGACUAGAUGUUCGCUAUCAUUUACUAAAUUAUUUUGGAUUGGUCGGCGGCAUAACCAGCUUAUAUAUGGGUUUCAGUUUCAUCUCUGGCUUCGAAAUAGUUUUCUUCCUCAUAAUACUACCGCUGGGAAAUCUGCUAACGAGGAUAAGUAAACGACGACUGGCUAGAAAAAGACAAACAGAAUUGAAAAAGAGUCAAUUACUCAUGAGAAAGUAAUGAAAGUAUCAACAAGUAGAGAGAAAGUUAAUUGUAGUAAAAAUGUUUUUUUUUCUCUGUCCUGUUUACCAACGAGGUCUAUAGCGCUCAAACACAAAACUAAAUGUAGUCAAAAUUUUGGCUCAUUAACUGUCACUCACUGACUCUGAGACACAAGAUGUCUAACGAGUUUAACGGUAAUUGAUAUGUGCACUUUAUUGUCAUACAAGAUAUGUUCACUUUAAGUGUCUAUAAUUAAAUUUCGAGGCAUUAAUUAAGUAGUCUUUAAGAAAUAAUAUAUACUGGCUACGCCACACAUAUUAUUAUCCCGGUGGCUCAGUCAUUAACGCAACGCCGCGCAUUGUAGUCGUACAAAAUACUACAGUUAUAUUCUCCACAAUCCCCCGACAGCUUUUAAGCGCUCACCAUUUAAAGUGCCGCAUAAUCGGGUUUUUGAUAUACAUCAUCAGCAGCAACAACUAACUGUGAAACGUAAAACCUUACUUGUUUCACCAGUCAACACAGGCAAAAAUAAUUCCAAGCUGCCGCAACCACGCAAAGUUUCACGCCUCCGCCAAUUGGCCAGUUUUUCGCCAGUGCGUCAUUGGUUUACCGAAAAUCUGCGCAAUUACUGUAAUAGCACCUCGCUGCAUGGCUUCAACUAUAUCACAUUGAAAGGCUCCACGGCGAAUGAGCGACAUUUUUGGAUUGCCGUCGUUAUCAUGUCGAUUAUAACCUCAAUUGUUUUGGUGAAUGUUUCUGAAAUACUAAAGUUGACGAGAAAAAUAAUUAUAUUAAAAGUUGUAAUAAAAGUAUUAAAUAAUUUUUAAAUUCUACAAAUAAAGUUUGCUGAGCAUAAUUUUUUUAGUUGUUAGAAUUUUUGUUACUAUCAUCUAGUUAUUGUUACGAACUUUCAAAAUGGUAUUAAAAUGGGGUUAAAAGAUUAUCUUUAUAUUUUAUGUAUAUUUCUUUAAUUUUUUUUAAAUAAAUGCAGUGUAUUUAUGUAUGUAUGUGAUUGGCGUGGAGUCCGUUUAGCCGGUUAUAGCCGAAUCGAUGAUAGCCCGCCACUCCUCUCUUUCCCUCGCAGUUCGGCGUCAGUUGGAGGUCCCAAGUGUAAGCAAGUCGCUCUCCACCUGGUCCUUCCAUCGGAGUGGAGGUCUCCCUCUUCCUCUGCUUCCACCAGCGGGUACUGCAUCGAAUACUUUCAGAGCUGGAGCACCUUCAUCCAUUCGAACAACAUGACCUAGCCAGCGUAGCCGCUGUCUUUUUAUUCGCUGAACUAUGUCAA
Molecule: messenger RNA, 4246 nt
Organism: Zeugodacus cucurbitae (melon fly)
Lineage: Eukaryota; Metazoa; Arthropoda; Insecta; Diptera; Tephritidae
Product: pickpocket protein 11-like
Exons: 5
Coding region: 1201-2979 (592 amino acids)
Biological process (GO): sodium ion transmembrane transport
Cellular component (GO): membrane
Molecular function (GO): ligand-gated sodium channel activity
Source: RefSeq, a predicted model, not a curated record